Molecule: messenger RNA, 515 nt
Organism: Hevea brasiliensis (rubber tree)
Lineage: Eukaryota; Viridiplantae; Streptophyta; Magnoliopsida; Malpighiales; Euphorbiaceae
Exons: 7
Coding region: 108-515 (135 amino acids)
Source: RefSeq, a predicted model, not a curated record
AACGGCCGGCGAGCAAUGGUGAUCCAAAUCCUAAAGAGUCUAAAGCCCAAAAGAAGGAAGUUCAGAGUAAUCAAGACAUAACUCCCAACACUAAACAUGAGCAAACAAUGUGUAUACAAACUGACUUAUACCCGCAGAUGGUCGACGGGUCACAGGAUGCAAUUUCAUCUCAUGAAUAUGAAGAACACGAGGCGUUACAGGAUGCUUGUUCAAAUAUUCACUUCUCGCCAAUUCUAUCUCGUGGAUAUUACUUCCCAUUUAAUAAAGGGAAUCUGGUAGAACAACCUGAUGGCUACACAAAGCAUCCAAAGUCAGGGAUUAUCUACCACGAUAUUAUUGUUGGUAGAGGUCAUCCUGUACGCUCUAGUAAUCUGAAGGUGACAUUCCACUACGAUUUCUAUGAUCAAUUUCAUGAGCUCAUUCAGAGCAACACUGUAGAUCGUUCUCCUGAAGAAGUCCAUCUGUGCUGGCAUCGAUUUGGAGAAGGUUUGGCUACAUUUGGUUUUGCUGUGUAG